Messenger RNA from Notechis scutatus (mainland tiger snake), 2910 nucleotides. The record is from RefSeq and is a predicted model, not a curated record. NCBI's taxonomy places the organism in Eukaryota, Metazoa, Chordata, Lepidosauria, Squamata, Elapidae.
UUUCAAAAUUAUGUAAAUUCUUUACAAUGUCACAACUUCCCAUGACAUUGGAGAUACAAUUAUAGCAUGAUUCUUUAGCAUGGUCCUAAUAUCCCUGCCAUAAGCAAAUAGCCUUUAAAAUGAAGCUUAGUAAACUUUUAUUCAAAAGUUGCAUUGAUUUUGGCUGUUCUUUUUUCGUAUUUGUAAGCAAAUGUUUUAUGGAACUAUCAGUUACAAAAUGUACUGCUGAAAAAAAAGACAGGAAGCAUUGAAUUAUGCCCUCUUUGCUUUUUAGCCCAUUCAGAAAUAUAUAUACAUAUGAUCUUGUGUAAAUUACGAUCUACUUCUUCAAUCAUAGAGGCAUUUUCCUGCAUGAUUAUCUUACCGUCUGAAUAUCUAUUCUCUAGGUUUAUUACUUUUUUCUUAUUUUCCUCACAGGUGCAAGAUCAAUCAAAUAUUGAUCCAGUGGAUGUGAUAGGGAUUGUUACCCAAGCCUGACAUCAUGGGCCGAGAGAGAGUGAUUGGCCUAAAGUCACUCAGCCGGCUUUCAAGCCUAAGGCUGGGACUAGAACUCACUAUCUCCUGGUUUCUAACUGGGUGCCUGAACCACUAGAUCAAACUAGCUCUCUAUAUUUAUAUUACAUACGCUGUUUAAAUUAUAGAGUUUUACAAUUGGAUUCAGUAAACUAUGUUCUAAAUAUGUGUGCAUUUUUUUUUAGAUCCCGGUGAUUUAAUGUUAAGAAUUUACAGAGCUGAAUCUUAUGCUAGUCUUCAAGAAUUUAAAUCUGCACUAGAUGAACUGAAUGCUGUUACUGCUAAAAUGCCAAAUUGGCCUGAGGUAUAUUUCAGAAGAGCAACAAUACUUAAUAAUGCUGGUUCUGUAGAAGAUGCCUUAAAGGUCUUUCUUCAUUGCCUAUCUCUUGAUGAAGGAUUUGUUUUAGCUAAAGUAGAAGCAAAAAAGAUAUUGCAUAAUUUGCUGUCCCCAGAAAACAUUAGUGAAACAUUGAAAGAAUCUGCUUUAAAUACUUCAUAUGUUCGAAAUAAACAACUUAAACACAGCUCUGCAUCUGAAAUGGAAGAGUCUUAUGAUUGUUUACAGCUCACCCCAGUGUCAGUCUUAGAAGAGCCACAAGUGAUACUAGACAUUGGAGGAAAUUUGCAACGUGCCCAGUCUGCAAAUUCUCUUGAUUCUGUAGAAAAAGAUGCCAAAGACAAUGUAUUAAAAAGAGUAUCUUCUGAACCAUUGCUUUCUGGCCAAGAGAAAGAAACUCCAAAAAGGAAUGAUACCUUUUCAAUCACUUGUGGAAUAGUUCCAGAAAAUUUGGUUGAUGUAACAGACUUUGAAUGCUCAUUGUGUUUGAGGCUGUUCUUUCAUCCUGUGACAACACCCUGUGGCCAUACAUUCUGCAAGAAAUGUUUACAACGCUGUUUGGACCAUGCUCCAGAGUGUCCCCUCUGUAAAGAAAACUUAACAGAGUUUUUGGCACGUGGGGAAUACAGCACUACACGGUUGCUAGAAGAUCUAAUAUUGAAGUAUUUGCCUACUGAAUUAUCGGAGAGAAAAAGAAUUAAUGACGAAGAAAUAGCUGAACUCUCAAGCUUGACCAGGAAUGUUCCUAUCUUUGUUUGCACUUUGGCCUACCCUACUGUGCCUUGCCCCCUCCAUGUGUUUGAACCAAGAUAUAGACUGAUGAUUCGAAGAAGUAUAGAAACUGGAACAAAACAAUUUGGGAUGUGUGUACAUGACCCCCAAAAUGGAUUUGCAGAUUACGGCUGCUUGUUGUAUAUUAGAAAUCUUGACUAUCUGCCAGAUGGGCGAUCUGUUGUUGAUACAAUUGGAUUAAAGAGAUUCCAAGUUAUUCGAAGAGGAAUGAAGGAUGGUUAUUGCACUGCAGACAUUGAGGAUUUAGAAGAUAUAAAGCUAAAGAAAAUUGAGGAAAGAAUAAAGCAGCUUAGUGAAAACCAUGAAAGUGACUAGCCUUGUCCUGGAGCAGAUCCUCUUACCCUGUCCCAGGGCCUGCUGAAAGAGCCAUGGUUUUACAGAAGAGUUGCAGCCAUAUGGAGCCCAGGGAGAACACUGUUCCAUAGGGUAGGUGCAGCUGCAGAGAAGACAGGUCUCCUCGAUGUCACUGGAUGACCAUGCUUUUACACCUGGUAUCAAUUGUUUUAGUUGUUUUGGUUUGUAUGUUUUAUGAUGUACACGGCCCAGAAUCACUCAUUGACAGGAAUGGCUAUGGAGUUCAAAUACAGCUAGAGUACGACAAGCUCUACUUAGUCUUAUAGUAUACGUAAUGAAAGCAGAAAGGUAGAUAUGUAGCUAAACAAGCGAAAGGGACCAAUCACACCAGAAAACCCACCACUCGCCAGGCAGCUCACAAAGCUGACAUGAACAUGGGAACUUCCCAACUAACACAUUAGUUACAUUUUGCCCAUGUAGUUAUGAGUGAUCUUUUAAGAGUAGUCUAGUGCAGCAGUCCCCACACUUUUUGGCAAGGGAGGGGAAGGUUUCAGUUUUGCUUGCUCACUCACCUCCCAACUGUGUGGCCCGGUUCCUAAUGGUAUCGGUUUGUGGCCCAGGGAUUGGGGACCCCUGAUCUAGUGCACAUUGCAAUAGUCCAAGCUGUUGACUCAGUCAUGAAUAACUUGUGUGAAAGGCCUUAUAAUCCAGGGUUCUUUUCAUUAAAAAAAUAAUAAUAAAGAGAAUGAGCAUGCUGCAAACUAAAGCAGCAGCCUCAGAUGCUCUUAUUUCUCAAAAUGCUGCUUCAUUUUUGUUGGGACCAAGUAGAUUAUUUGGAUGUUCCUUAAGAAAUCAUGGAAAUAGAUUCUAUAGGGAAUUAUAAGAUCCUUUUUGGCUACAACAAGCAGAUCUUUUCCCAAUUUGAAACUGUUACAGGUCAUCCUCAACUUAUGACUACAAUUGAGCCCAUUAGU